Messenger RNA from Microthlaspi erraticum, 1806 nucleotides. NCBI's taxonomy places the organism in Eukaryota, Viridiplantae, Streptophyta, Magnoliopsida, Brassicales, Brassicaceae. The record is from the annotation of a GenBank genome assembly.
AUGGCAAGACGAUUCACUUACGCUGAGAAAGGCAAAGGCUUGGUGACCUCUGAAUCGUCCCCUCCUCGGUUGUGUAUACGAGCCCCUGCUAUGGACACCUCUGACCUGGUCAGGAAGAAUGCCCUAACCCUCAUUGGUCGACUCACGAACCCAGCCGAACAACGUUUGCGGUCAAUGCUACCCUACUUCUCCAACAAAUGGGAACUGCGUGGAAACGUCACCGGUGCAGAUCUGGGAAAUGGUUGCUUCCAGUUCCGGUUUGACUAUGAAGAAGAUUUGAGGAAAGUCCUCGAAAACCGACCUUACCAGUAUUCCAGAUGGAUGGUGAUCCUAGAGAAGUGGGAACAAAUUAUCUCAGCCUCCUUCUUAUCACAGAUCCCGUUCUGGAUCUCACUCCGGGGUUUACCACUCCACUACUGGAAGAGAGAACUCCUGUUUAGUAUUGGUGACAAACUAGGAAAGCUUAUCUCUUUCGAGCUAACCUCUACAGCAGCGAAAAUACGAGUCCUUCUAGAUGGACUCAAACCUAUCACUAAGGAGGCCAUAGUGGAGUUCGAAGGGGGCCAUGAGGCCUUAGUUACCCUAGAGUACUAUAAGCUCGACAAGCACUGCCUGUACUGCUUCAGACUUACCCAUGAGGAACAAAACUGCCCCGAGAACCCAAAAUCUUCUCUGAACCUCCAACCACCAAAAACCCUAGAACCGGAGCCACCAAACCAUCUUAAGCCACCCUUCUUCAACAAUCCUCGAAGCACUUCCUCUUACCACCACCAGAACAGAUCUGGGCAAAACCUUGAAGAACGCUCCGCCUCUAGACACAGCCUCAGAAACCGCUCUCCCCCCAGAACCUCAAACAUCAACAUAGAGCAAGCAAGACAACCCCCAACCCAUACAUCUCGUGGACCAAACUCGUCUCCUCCGUAUCAACGUGACCGCCAUGACACACGAAGACACUACGACUCUGGUAGCACAAGAAACCACUCUUCGAGAAGAUCUCCGGAGGAAAGACCAAGAAGAUCCAACCACUCACCAAAUCACCCUAGACCCCACCAAAUCUGGAGAGAAAAAACAAAUCAAAGGACUGAAACAAUGGAAGAUAACUUCACACCUAACCAGAGAAGAACUAUACCUCUGGAGAGAAAUCUCGACCAAGAUGACUUCCCCACCCCUCCACCGAGAAGACAAACUGAGGCUGAGAUCAUCCAGGAUCUCCACGAUAUUGAUAUCCGCUACAUCAACUGCGGCGAUCCAGCAGAGAGCGCAGCCAGAAGACAACGAGUGUUAGAGAGUGAUCUCAAUGGCCUGGUGGAGGAAACUGCAAACCGCCUCUACAAUGCCCCAUCUAACCUGCUACACGAGGAAGAUGUCAUCAGACUUGCUUCACCUACCAUGACACAACAACUCAACACCUCACCCCAAAACGAUCCCCUGAACUCUACCAGCCCUAUUGUGGAACCGGAACGUACCCUACAACUAGGACAAACCGUGAAGAAGAGAGGCAAACCACCUACCAAACACUUAAAACCAAACCAGUCUGCAGCUAGACCGUCCAAACACAAAACGAAGGUACAACGGAAAUCACCCUUCCUCCGCCUCUCCCCACUGUCAAGAGUCAUUCAUAAUAGAGCCAAUCUAACCCCCCAAAACCAGAGAACGCCAAGAAACAGAAACCAUACAGAAACCUCAACUACCCCAAACCCACAGCCAGGAAGCUUACCAGGCAGAUUACCCCCUCGCUCACAUAAAGCACCGGCACGCCUUCAAGAUGGAGCGGAUUUUCGGACUCCGCGAAGUCCUCUUCCUUAG